Molecule: messenger RNA, 405 nt
Organism: Dracunculus medinensis (Guinea worm)
Lineage: Eukaryota; Metazoa; Nematoda; Chromadorea; Rhabditida; Dracunculidae
Source: the annotation of a GenBank genome assembly
AUGUUUGCUAUUAUCCUACCGUUUUCCCUUUUGUCUCUCACAUUUGCAGGCAAUGUGGAGAUCGAAGAAUGUGUUAAACUAGUUGGUGAUAAAAAACGACCAACUGUGAAUUCUUGUCCAGAGGAUCCAGUUUGUUCAUCGAUAUUUGUUUAUGAUCAACGCGCUCCUGAUGAUUUAGUACGAAUGCUGAUGAUUUAGGAUCAAGACUAUAAGAUUCCUGAACUAUGCAACAAGGUUAAAGAUUUCGCAGCAAGAAUGUGCCCGAAAACGUGUGCGAUGUGUUGUAAAACGAAGGAAUUUAACUGUCACGAUGAUCAGCUGUUUUCUUUUAUUUUUAACUUGAAAAAAGAUCGAAUCAUAGAUGUUCGACUUGUUUCCUUUCAGUCAAUAUCGAUGCAUGCCAAA